Aspergillus calidoustus is the source of this 840-nucleotide messenger RNA. The record is from the annotation of a GenBank genome assembly. NCBI's taxonomy places the organism in Eukaryota, Fungi, Ascomycota, Eurotiomycetes, Eurotiales, Aspergillaceae.
AUGAUACUUUUCGGACACGAAGAAGGAAUCAACCCCAUGCACGAAGCCAUCGAAAAUGGUCACCGCGAUGUUGUCGACUUCUUACUCCGAAGGGGCUUCAACGCUAACUGCCGCCAAGGCGGGUUCACGGGGCUUGAGGUAGCCGCCGGGAAAGGCCAUCUGGAAAUUGUCAAGGUGCUCCUGGAGGCUGGUGCGGAUAUCACUCGUGGAUCCGGCUUUGGUGGAGCCCUCUGGAGUGCUGUUUACCAUGACCAGGAACUUGUGGCGGCCUUUCUACUGACAGAGCUCAAGACUCGACGUGCUGCUGGGAAAGAGAACGACCCACCGGCGAUGCUGACUAUCCGGCGGGCAUUAGAUUCGGCUGUACGGAGUAAGAAUACACGAAUGGUUGAGAUGUUGUUGGAAGAGGUUGGGCCGGUGGACUUUGAAGGUGACCUUGGAGAGACCCCGCUUCUGGUUGCGGUCUGGUCGAAGACGGUGGACGUUGUCAGGAUAUUGUUGCGGAAGGGCGCGGACCCUAACAAGGACCUGGCCCAGUGGCCCAGACCCUUGACAGUUGCGGCGCAGAGGGGCUUGGUUGAUAUUACAGGAGCGUUGUUAGAUGCUGGAGCGGAUCCGGAAGCCCUUGAUGGCACUGGCCGAACCCCGCUGUCCCAUGCCGCAGAGGAAGGACAUGUGGAAGUUGUCCGGCUCCUACUCAGGUAUGGAGCAGAUAUCUCCCUGCGAGACUCGGGUCGGAGAUGGAGUGCCCUCGAGUGGGCUAUUUUUGAAAAGAAAUCUAAGGUUGUGGAUAUUCUACGACCCCUCUAUGCAGAGACUGGUGAUGCGCUAGCUAGUUGA